This is a messenger RNA of Cygnus atratus (black swan), 4213 nucleotides long. It is a transcript of the gene CACNB4, whose product is annotated as calcium voltage-gated channel auxiliary subunit beta 4. Gene Ontology annotation, cellular component: voltage-gated calcium channel complex. Lineage: Eukaryota; Metazoa; Chordata; Aves; Anseriformes; Anatidae. Gene Ontology annotation, molecular function: high voltage-gated calcium channel activity. Gene Ontology annotation, biological process: chemical synaptic transmission; neuromuscular junction development; regulation of voltage-gated calcium channel activity. The record is from RefSeq and is a predicted model, not a curated record. The coding region runs from base 135 to 1163 and encodes 342 amino acids. The transcript has 10 exons.
CAUUAAAGAGAAAUAUAAUAAUGACUGGUGGAUAGGAAGGCUGGUUAAGGAGGGCUGUGAGAUUGGCUUUAUUCCAAGCCCGCUUAGACUGGAGAAUAUCCGCAUUCAGCAGGAGCAGAAAAGAGGACGUUUCCAUGGAGGGAAAUCGAGUGGAAAUUCUUCCUCAAGUCUUGGAGAAAUGGUUUCUGGCACAUUUCGAGCCACGCCCACUUCCACGGACAGAACAUGUUCCCCCGUAUGACGUAGUCCCAUCAAUGAGGCCUGUCGUCUUAGUAGGUCCGUCACUGAAAGGUUACGAGGUGACUGACAUGAUGCAGAAAGCUCUCUUUGACUUCCUGAAGCACAGGUUUGAUGGGAGGAUAUCAAUAACGAGAGUGACGGCCGACAUUUCUCUUGCUAAGAGGUCUGUUCUAAACAAUCCGAGCAAGAGGGCAAUAAUUGAGCGGUCAAACACGAGAUCCAGUUUAGCUGAAGUACAGAGUGAAAUUGAAAGAAUCUUUGAGCUGGCAAGGUCUUUACAGCUGGUUGUCCUAGAUGCAGACACUAUCAAUCACCCUGCACAACUUAUCAAGACAUCUUUAGCACCAAUUAUUGUCCAUGUUAAAGUGUCUUCUCCAAAGGUUUUGCAGCGACUGAUUAAAUCUAGAGGAAAGUCACAAAGUAAACACUUGAAUGUUCAGUUGGUGGCAGCUGAUAAACUUGCACAAUGCCCACCAGAGAUGUUUGAUGUAAUUUUGGAUGAAAAUCAGCUCGAAGACGCUUGCGAACACUUGGCAGAAUAUCUUGAGGCAUACUGGCGUGCUACUCACACCACCAGUAGCACACCCAUGACUCCUCUUCUUGGGCGAAAUUUAGGAUCCACUGCACUUUCACCAUAUCCUGCUGCAAUCUCUGGACUACAGAGCCAGCGUAUGAGGCACAGCAGCCAUUCUGCAGAGAACUCUCCCAUUGAGCGACGAAGUCUAAUGACCUCAGAUGAAAAUUAUCACAAUGAAAGGGCUCGGAAGAGCAGGAACCGCUUGUCUUCCAGUUCCCAACACAGCCGAGAUCACUAUCCUCUAGUGGAAGAAGAGUACUCUGACUCAUACCAGGACACUUACAAACCCCAUAGGAACCGAGGAUCCCCUGGAGGAUAUAGCCAUGAUUCACGACAUAGGCUUUGAGUUCAAGAACCCGGGGAAAAAUAGUAUUCAUCAGUUGAUAACUUGCCAUAACGUAGCUAGGAAAAACAAUUCAUCUUAAUUUGGCAGAUGUAAUGCGGUCAUACUGAGGUUACAAUCUGCUGACAUUUGAUGUUAAGUAGGGGACAAAAAAAGUUACCAUGCCCUUACGUUUAUGCCCGAUCAUAUAGGUUGUAUUUGGGUUUUGUUUUUUUAGUACAGCAUUUACAUUUAUAGCCAUACCUUUUCUUGUCAUUAGAUAUUAGGCACAUCAGUUUGUAAUUUAGGAUACUUAUCAAGGCACUUAUAAAAUAAUUUCCUGUGCUGGAAAUUCCAAAUGACCAGUUCCAGUUGGAACCAAUUUAUAAGCCAAUUCCUGUUGGAAUUCGGGUGAAUUGACUGGAAAGUCGACUUGAGCAUGUUGCAAUCAAUUGAAAAAAAUAAACAUGAAAAAUCUGAAAAUUACAAACCACUAGGAGCUGGAAAGUCAGCUACAGUAUUUGUUUGCUGGAAGCUCAAUUUACAUAUAGAGUUAGAAUAAAAGUAUUUUAUUCUAGAAUAAAAGUAUUUUAUUCUAACUACUUACUUCCAGAAUGGCUUUUUCAGACAAACCAAACGUAAACUAUUGAGAGUGCCAAAUAUCACAAAUUAUUGCAGCAGUUACAAAAUACUUUCCAGUUUUAAAUUAUUUUUUGACCUGGCAUGAGUGUUGCAGCAAAAUGAUUUCUUUAGUUUAGCCAGUACUGGCAUUUGUGUUGCGGUCAGCAAAGAUGAACUAUGACAGGAUAAAGGGAAAUAGGAAAAAGAGCAAACUUAGGAAUGGUUUGUAUGGUUAGAGGUUGAGAAUAGUUUGUUUUUUUUCUCUAGCUUACCUGAAUACAGCUAGUAGUCCCAAAAUGGAACAUCAGUGGAUAGAUAAGUAAUAUUUUUUCUCCCAUUUUUAGUAUUCUGCCUUUUUAAAUGGAAAACAAUACACUUUUCUUACCCCAGUAUGUAGACUACCCACAUUCCAGUACAUUUGAGUACCUGUUUAUUACAUCUUUCAAAAUCCAUCUUUGAAUGUCUGAAAAUUCCAGCAUUGCACAAGAAUUCUCCAGAAGAACAUCAGUUUAAAUUUCAGUAGUGAAAUCUGAGGGAAGGGGGCGGGGUUAAACACUUAUAAAUUAUCAAAAGUUAAAAUAGGAUAUUGGUCAGAAUUAGCUUGCAAUAAAAAUGGAGUAUCAGAAAAAAAAUCUGCUCACAUAAAGUUGUAGAGCUGAUGUUUUUAAUUCAAAGAACCGUGAUAAAUCUUUCGAGAUACUGCUGCCUUACUUCUUAAUGAUCACUUCUUCUCACCUACUGAGUCUUCAUUUCUUUUUAAAUAGAUAAACUUAUGUGAUUAGACCUUAUGUCUUACAUUAUCAGUGAAGCCUUAGAUCCAAUAUGAUGGAAAAAGUUACCGUAACUGACAAUUUUGUACAACACACUAAUGUCUUUAAGCAGAGACUCCUAAAGCUCCACACUGCAUGCAUUUUCUAAAAUUGACAGAACUAUGCUGAACAUGCAUUUUUUAUGCAGGUUCAUGUCAAAACUAUUUUUGCAAAAAAUGAGGGUCAUUGACUUUUGUAUCCGCUUAUUUUCUUCCCAAAAGCGGGCUUUAAAAGCAUGUAGCACUAACUGAACUUCCUGGAUACUACAGUUUACUCUACUUUCUGGACCAGUUAACAAAGAUCACUGGUAUUUUCCACCACCAUUGAGUCUGGUUAUCUUCUUGUUGUUAACAACAAGAAAAGUAAUUCAUCUCAUAUCUGGUAUAGCCAAAAAUGAUGUACAUCUCUAGCAGCAUUAAAAAAUCGUGGAUGCAUGAUUAGUUUUUUAAACAAUUCUUCUGCCUAAAAGGCAUCCUUAAACAUUACUAGAUGAUUCAAAUGGGCCAGUUACCAAGAAGAAAAUUAGAAUACCUGCAUCCAUUGGAGUAAUAGAGUUAAGAAUGGACACGACAGACCUGAUCCCGUUUGAUUUUCUCCAGCUGAAUGCCUGCAGAUUCCAAAAGCGCAUUUAGGUUGAGAAAGUACCAUGAGAUCUGGUCUGGGAAUGGUAGCUUCAGCUGCCUUCUCUAAUAUUUUCUGCUAUAGCACAGUGGAGCAUUCUCCAGUAAUUUUUACAAAUCUUUAUUACAUGUACAGCACACAUACCUGCAUGAGAAAGAAGGCAUUAGGCAAAACAUUUUUUCUAUAAGCUUUAAUAAGUUUCUUGUUUGUGUGCAUUGAAGUAUUAAUUGCAAAGGAUGCACUGAGAUGUAUAAAGCUAGAUUAGACAGCUGUUUAUCUUUAUUCUGUAGUAGCAUUAGGGAUCAGAUCAUUUAAUUGCUUGAAGAUAUUUGCAUUUUAAUGGCAGGUAGCUGCGGAGUACCUACAUAUAUUUUUUAGUAAACAAGGUUACUGCUUUAUCAUUUCCUAGACAAAAAUGGCAUUUAUUUCUAGAGCCUUUUGGAGCCUUGUUUUUAAGUCUUCCAUGUCACGCUAGUAAAGGGAAAGAUCUACACAACACAUAUGCAUAAAUUCCAUCACCUGCAGCAUCUGAAGUGCCAAAACUACUUUCUUUGUUCUAAUAAAUCAAUCUUGUGAGGGAACUCAUGUGUUGUCUUGAAGGAACCUAUCGAGUUCCUUUAUUAUAUGGGUUUAAGUUUACUUUACUAUUGUAUGUAAUUAGUUUACCCUCUUCUCUCCCACUGUCCAUUCCAUUUUAAUAUAAGAAUUCAAUUAUAAAAGAUCCAGCAGAUCUCAUUGCUUGGUGGUUUUUUUAUUCUUUGAAGAUAGAUAUAUCUCUAAGUACAAAUAUACUGAACAUGCUAAUAGAUUAUUAAUUUAUUCUAGAUACGAGCUACUGGAACUCUUUCAUUUUUAAAAAUAAAUUAUUUUUAGGAAACACAGUAAUCAGUAACAGCUGCAAUGUUGAUCAGGACAUGUUAACUCAUAGUAUUUGUAUUAGAACUUCAGCAAUGCUAGCCAGCUGUAUUGUGAUUUAUUAUGCAAUGGCGCUAUAUAAAAUUGUGAAGUUCAUGUAUUCCUCAA